Messenger RNA from Astyanax mexicanus (Mexican tetra), 2546 nucleotides. RefSeq names its product zgc:172076. Gene Ontology annotation, biological process: phosphocreatine biosynthetic process. The transcript has 9 exons. Gene Ontology annotation, molecular function: creatine kinase activity. Lineage: Eukaryota; Metazoa; Chordata; Actinopteri; Characiformes; Acestrorhamphidae. The coding region runs from base 99 to 1304 and encodes 401 amino acids. The record is from RefSeq and is a predicted model, not a curated record.
UUUAGUGUUAUGGCCAGCUGUCACGAGCCCCGGCCGCACCGUGAACAGUGCAGUCCAGAUACCUGCAGCUACAGCGAUCACUGCAGCUGAAGAUCACCAUGUGGAAAAGAAAGAAAGUUCAUCUGAUCAGACCUCCGGCGGAGCACCCGCUAGAGGGGAAGUACAGGCCUCUGCUCGAGAGCUUAAUCCCACCUGAUCCCAUGACCAAGCUCAGACUGAAGAGAGGCUCCCCCAAAGAGGAGUUCCCCAGUCUGGACGGGAACUACACGUAUAUGGCCCAGGUUCUGGAUCUGCACAUGUACACCCGGCAAUUCAACCGGGCUACUGACAGCGGGGUCAUCUUUGAUGACAUCAUUCGUCCGGGUCUGGAGGAGCCUGGAACGCGGACAGGGCUCAGGACAGCGGGCUGUUUGGCUGGUGAUGCUCAGUCCUACAUUCUGUUCUGUGAUUUUUUUGACCGAAUUAUUGAAGCUUAUCACAACUACAGAGUUUCCAGUGACGCCACUCAACACAGCGACUUCAAUUACGACAAUCUGAAGGGAGGUGAUGGGUGUGAUCCAGUGUAUGCUGUAAGCUGUGAGGUGUGUGUGACCCGCUGUGUGGAGGACUUCUGUUUCCCCACACACUGCAGCAGGGGGGAGCGGAGACAGCUCCUCACACUGGCCAAAACAGCUCUGGAUCAGCUUGGUGAGGAGUUUCCAGGAAAGUUUUAUUCUAUAGAUGAUCUCAACCAAGAAAUGAAGGAUAAAGAGAUCGUUAUGGAGGGUCCACCUGCUUCCUUAAUGAAGAUCGGUGUGGCUCGUGAUUGGCCUGAUGCACGGGCCCUGUGGGUGGGUGAAGACGGGACCCUGGCGGUUUGGGUGAACAUGGAGGAUCAUCUGAGACUGGUGUCUUCCAGAAAUGAUUCCAAUAUCCAGGAGGCGUUCGCAGUCAUCUGUAAUAGUUUACUGAAGUUGGAAGCUCUGUAUAAGAAGCUGCGGCACCCAUUCAUCUGGAAACCCCACCUGGGCUGGGUGGUCAGCUCACCUGCGGAGGUGGGGACCGGGCUGAAGGCCAGCAUCACAGUGCAGUUAGUGCAUGUGGUGAGACACAAACGCCUGGACAGCAUCCUGGACAGACUGCGGCUGCGCAUGGAGAUAAACCAUUUGUCCGGAAUGCACAAAGUAAGCAAUCAGCAAACCAUCGGACUGACUGAAGUGGAGCUCACCCAGUUAGUAGUGGAUGGAGUCAAGCUUCUCAUCAGAAUUGAGAAAAGACUGGAAAACAAUGGAGGGAUUGAUGACCUGGUGCCUGCGCAGAAGUAGUGCGUCGACUGUGGAUUCUGAAUCCUGUGUUUUAGGAGGAACAAACUAAAAACUAAUCCUGUGUUAAUUUAUUUGCUUCUUCCUCCUACACACUGUUCACAGAUUAAAAACAGACAAUGAAAGACCAUAAAUGUCAAAACUGACUAUACUGAAUAAUGACCUUUAUCAAGACCCAACAUUCGGUAUUUUGUGAUUUUCACUGUUUAAAUAGAACAAAGAUUAAAGGAGAAAUCUAGUGUGAAAUGGACUUGGGUUGUAGUGAAUCAUGAUAAUGGGUACAAACUCCCAACAGGCUUAAAAUUCAUACAGCUAGGGCUGCAACUAAUGAUUAUUUUGGUAUUAGACUAAUCUAGCGAUUAUUUGUCUGAUUACUCAAUUAAUUAACGAUUAUUUCUGCCAUGCCCUCUAUCUCUGCUUGCUGGGGAUACAGUUGCUAUUUUUUAGCUUUCUCUGUUUUCGCAUUACAUCGAUAGAAACAGCUGAACAAAGGAUUUAAAUGUCCUUCAAAUGUCCAGAACAUUGACCUUUAAAUGUGAAAUGUACAGAUAUUUAGUGAGGAAACGUGUAAUCUGUGUCCCCAGUACUUUUUGUAUUGCUGCAAAUUAAAGAUUAGUCGACAAUGAACAUUUGGAGUCAAAAUUUUUCUAUAAUCGACAUUGCUGAUUAUAUUGACUAAUCGUUGCAGCCCUACAUGCAUUUCCACAGAACUAAUUUUGCAGCUUGUUCCUCCGUCUUACGUAUUUAUUCGAUCUCAUCAGUCGAUUUAUUGUGAAUUCAUAUCAAAAUAAGUUUCUAGAGAACUACCUUAAGUUAGUCUGUGUAUAAACAGUUUUUUUUUCAAAAGAAUGACUGAAUUUUCAGGAUUUUGAGGACACCACCCCUCUACUUUGUCAGGUGGUCUAGAGAGCUAUCAGUCAACUUUUGUGGACAACUCUCUCUCUGUAUUUCUAAUAAGCUCUUUUUGCAUGAUCAUAUUCAGAUACAAUAUUGUCAAAGCAUUAACACAAAUUAACUUUUCGAACUUCAGCGUGUUUAAGCAUGCUGUCAUCAACAUAAUAAUGGCCACUAACUGGCAUAAAUCAGGGAUGCGAUUGAUUGAGAGCACAGUUUGCCUUGCGAGAAAAAUUGUUGUUGAGUCAUUCUAGUGUUAAUAAACUACCUGUGCAGUGUGCACAAGUUCUCAGUGUGUUGUUUUAAAUGGCAAGGACCUCAGAAUUCUAUCAAUAAAGAUUGGAGCCUCUU